AUGGUUCCCAUCACUCUGGAUGAAGCACAGAAACACUCAGAGCUUGCUGUGUCCUCUGACCGGAGAACAGUCGAGCACAAGCCCUCCACUCAGAUGCCCAUCAGGGAGCACCAGCUCCCUGUUGUGGUGGGGAGGGAGGGCUUUGGCUCUGGGCGUCAUUACUGGGAGGUGCAGGUGUGGGGUGGGCUGGACUGGGAGCUGGGGGUGUUGACAGAGGCUGUGAGGGAGACACUGCGAGAGAGGAGGUGGGAAGACCUCCCUGAGGAUGGGGUCUGGUCACUGAGAAGAGUGAACGGGGAGUACUGGCCUGUGGAGGCCAAGGCCAAGAUGCAGAGUGGUACUGUCCCACUAAAAGUGGUUGGGCUGCACUUGGACUUUGAGCACAGCACACUGUCCUUCUACAACAUCAGAAAUUCAGACU
Molecule: messenger RNA, 421 nt
Organism: Opisthocomus hoazin
Lineage: Eukaryota; Metazoa; Chordata; Aves; Opisthocomiformes; Opisthocomidae
Source: RefSeq, a predicted model, not a curated record